This is a messenger RNA of Zingiber officinale, 3685 nucleotides long. RefSeq names its product FT-interacting protein 7-like. The transcript has a single exon. NCBI's taxonomy places the organism in Eukaryota, Viridiplantae, Streptophyta, Magnoliopsida, Zingiberales, Zingiberaceae. The record is from RefSeq and is a predicted model, not a curated record. The coding region runs from base 308 to 3430 and encodes 1040 amino acids.
ACCGGGAAUUAUUGUUGAGUCAACCCAAAUGCUUCGAUGACUUCCUUCCAUUGCAACCCAAGAAAUACUCCAUGUGAUGCAGUCACCAACAGCUUUUGGAACGACAUCAAUCUCCAAUCCAUUCCCACUCCACUUGCCGAUUUCAUUUCUUUUGCCCUGAUAAUUGACCACUCUGUUCACCCAAAGUCUUCCCAUUCGAUUGUUCCUUUUCUUCUUCUUCUUCUUAUCUGACGAUCGUGAGCGGCAUCGACUUCGUCGGUCGCCGGGGAUUAGUGCAAUCUGUGGGGGGAAAGAGUGUAAAACGGAGAUGAAGGUGGUGGUGGAGGUUGCGGAUGCAGCGGGGUUGAUGCCGAAGGAUGGCCACGGGUCUGCGAACCCGUUCGUGGAGGUGGAGUUCGACGACCAGCGCCAGCGCACGCAGACCAAGUUGAAGGACCUUAACCCGGCGUGGAACGAGACCUUCGUCUUCAACGUCUCCGACGCCGCGCAGCUCGUGGACAAGACUAUUGAGGUGUCGGUGUACCACGAUAAGAGGUCCGAUGGCGUCGGUCACCGACCUAAUUUCCUUGGCCGCGUCCGCAUCUCCGGGGCCUCCGUCCCGCUGUCCGCCAGCGACGGGGUGCUGCUGCGGUUUCCCCUCGAUAAGCGCGGCAUGUUCUCGAACGUCCGCGGUGAUAUCGGACUCCGCGUCUACGCAAUGCCGGAGUCAGCCGCGGAGGUCAGCCUCGCGGCGGAUGUGCCGCUCGCUGGUCCUUUCGUCGCCGUCGAGGAAGCUCAAACGGAGAACAAAGAGAAGAAGAAGACGACGACGAAGGCCUCUUCGUCGGUCGCUCCGGAGGAGCCGCCUCGGGCGUUCUAUUCCGUCGGAGUCGGCGAUACCGGUAGCGCUGCCGCUGCCACCGCUGCCGGCGGAGGAUUGGCGCACGAUAUCGCGCAGGUGAAGCAGGCUAUGUCGGACUUACCUCCGGUCAUGAACAUGUCCCAAACCCAAGCACGGGCAGCAGCAGCGGAGGCGAAAGCUGCGCCUCCGCCGGCCCUGAUCCAACUCCUCCCUCCUCCCCUCCGACCCGGCAGUCAGUACGACCUCGUGGAGACACCGCCGCCCCUGGCAAGCCGCCCCGGGUUCCGCAGCGCGAUCCUCGGCGCCGCAGGGGAGAAGAUCGCCUCCACCUACGACCUGGUGGAGCAGAUGCGAUACCUGUACGUGAACGUGGUGAGGGCUCGGGACCUCCCCACCAUGGACAUCACCGGCUCCCUCGAUCCGUACGUGGAGCUGAAGCUCGGGAACUACAAGGCCAGAACGAAAUACAUGGACAAGAAUUCCAAUCCCGUGUGGCAGCAGAUCUUCGCCUUCUCCCAGCACAAUCUCCAGGCCAACGUCCUCGAGGUGGUCGUCAAGGACAAGGACUUGCUGAGGGAUGACUUCGUGGGACGACUCACCUUCGACCUGGCUGAGGUGCCCCAGCGGAUGCCCCCCGAUAGCCCCCUGGCGCCGCAAUGGUACAAGCUGGAGGACAAGAAGGGGGACAAGAUUAAGAAUGGCGAGCUCUUGCUCUCUGUGUGGAUGGGGACGCAGGCCGACGAGGCCUUCCCCAUUGCUUGGCAGUCCGACGCCCACGACAUCAGCCUCGAAGGCCUAGCCAACACCCGCUCCAAGGUCUACUUCUCUCCCAAGCUCGUCUAUCUCCGUGUCAUCGCCAUCGGGGCGCAGGACCUCGUGCCACACGACAGGAGUCGCCCGCCGGUCCAGGUCUUGCUCAGAGCACAGCUGGGCCACCAAAUGUUAUGCACUCGCGGCGUCCCCGGCACGAUCAACCCUGUUUGGAACGACGAGCUCAUGUUCGUGGCGUCGGAGCCGUUCGAGGAGCCGCUCGUGUUGACGGUGGAGGACCGGGUGGCGGCGAACCGCCACGAGCCGCUCGGCCGGCUGGUGCUGCCGCUGUCCUACGCGUAUAAGCGGAUGGAGCAUCAUCACAAACCGGUGGAGCCUCGUUGGUUCAGCCUCGCCAAGCCGACGGCCUCAGACGAGGUGGCCGGCGAGAGCGAGAAGAAGAAGGAGCAGCACAAGUUCUCCAGCAAGAUCCACCUCCAUCUCUAUCUCGAGAUGGGCUACCACGUGCUAGACGAAUCGACGCUCUACAGUAGCGACUUCCAGCCGGCGUCGGCGUCGAAGUUGCUCCGGCCUAGGCAGAGCAUCGGAGUCUUUGAGCUCGGCAUCCUCGGGGCGCGCAACCUCAUGCCGAUGAAGGCCAUGGACGGGCGAACCACUGAUGCCUACUGCGUGGCUCGGUACGGAUCCAAAUGGGUCCGGACACGGACGGUCCUCAACAGUCUCUCGCCGCAGUGGCACGAGCAGUACACUUGGGAGGUGUUCGAUCCCUGCACGGUGGUCACCAUCGCCGUCUUCGACAACUGCCAUUGGGGCGGCGGCCACAAGGAGGGCGUCAGGGACCAGAGGAUCGGCAAGGUCCGGAUCCGGUUGUCAACACUGGAGACCGACCGAGUCUACACCCAUUUCUAUCCCCUGUUAACGCUACACCCCUCCGGCCUGAGAAAAACAGGGGAGCUGCAUUUGGCCGUCAGAUUCACCUGCACCUCGAGGGUGAACAUGUUGGCCCUCUACGGGAAGCCGCUGCUGCCGAAGAUGCACUAUGUCCAGCCGAUUUCGAUGAGGAUGAUGGACUACCUCCGGCGCCAAGCAAUGAUCAUCGUGGCCGCUCGGCUGGGCCGCGCAGAGCCGCCGUUGCUGCGGGAGGUGGUGGAAUACAUGCUUGACGUGGACUCCCACAUGUUUAGCCUGCGGCGGAGCAAGGCCAACUUCAACCGCAUCAUGUCGCUGCUCUCCGGCGUGACCGCGGCAGCCGGAUGGUUCAACGCCGUGCGGAGCUGGAGGAACCCGGUGACGACCAUCCUGGUUCACGUCCUGUUCGUCAUCCUGGUCUUCUAUCCGGAUCUGAUCCUGCCCACCGUGUUCCUCUACCUCUUCCUGGUGGGCGCUUGGAACUACCGGUUCCGGCCGCGAAAUCCGCCGCACAUGGACACGAGGCUGUCCAUGGCGGAGACGGCCCGACCAGACGAGCUCGACGAGGAGUGCGACACGUUCCCGUCGUCGAAGCCCGCCGACGUCAUACGCAACCGGUACGACCGUUUGCGCAGUGUGGCGGGGAAGGUGCAGACCGUCAUGGGCGAUAUGGCGACGCAGGGCGAGAGGGUGCAGGCGCUUCUCAGCUGGCGAGACCCACGCGCCACCACCAUCUUCAUCCUGCUCUCCCUCGCCACCGCCGUCGUCCUCUACGUGACUCCGUUCCAGGUGCUGGCGGUGCUCGUCGGAAUGUUCCUGCUCCGCCACCCUCGCUUCCGGAGCCGUAUGCCCUCUGUUCCCUUUAAUUUCUUCCGGAGGUUGCCGGCGAAGUCCGACAUGCUUCUAUAGACUCUUCCCACGACUCCAUUUCCAGUCCAAGAUCAACGUUGUGCAAUGAAUAUGGAAUCUCAACUUUAAUCUACGUGAUACGGUAUCAUUCUUCUGAAUUCAGCAGCCAAUCGAUUUGGAUUGAAUCUGAAAGACAUCAUUCUGCUCGAUCUUUUCGAUACCAGCGAGAAAGCUGCAGCCCUUCAUAAAUUAGCAUGCGGUCAAUUUACUACUUUCCCUUCAUUAAUGAUAUAAUUCUCAUUCGUUUUUCUUUUU